AUGCAAUAUCCUGUCGACAGAGGUCCUGUUGUAGAAAAUGAAAGCAUUGCAAAAAAUGAAAGCAUUGCAGAAAUGAGAUCGUUCCUCCCAGUGCCCCUUAAUUCAAAAAAACAGAAAGACUUGCUUCUUCAACACUUCACAGAGGCACUCGAAAUUGAUUUGGUGGAUGAAAACCCAUUCAAUGAGUUUCGCACAGAAUUUAUCGCAUCUAUGGCUUUUCCAACUCUGUUUCCAGAUGGGAAGGGUGAUCCCACCAACUUUUCUAUUUUACGUGAAAUUUCAUCUAGUGACACGGAGCCUUUUGCAUUGAAGUUGAAACAUUUGCUCAAAUUUGCUGAGAAAAUUGACCAGAAAUGGUUUUAUCGAAAUCCUGGGGAAGCUGAGUUCACUUUUGAAGAGUUCAAUGAGAUGCUAUCUUCAUCAGAUAAUGGGUUGUUGUCAAAAAUAUUCUAUUACACAAAGGAAAUCACUGGUUCUAAUUCAUAUUGGAAUCGCGUGAGACAAGAGCUCAAUGCGACCAUCAAACAAGUUGGUGUUCCAACAAUUUUCUUCACUCUUUCUAUGGCUGAAUAUCAUUGGCCAGAUCUACUCAAAUUGUCAAGUGUUGCAGAGGAUGCCCCUACUAGUGAAAUUAGGGAUGCGAUCACAAACAACCCACAUCUUGUAGAUUGGUUUUUUACUGAGAGAACUGAAGCGUUUGUGAAGUCUUGGUUAUAUGAUUAUUUAGGAGCAUCAUGGCAUUGGUUCCGCUACGAAUUCACUGUAUUACGUGGCUCUGUGCACUGUCAUGGACUCGCUAAACUGAAAAAUGACCCAGGAUUAGUUGAACUUACAGACAUCGCACUGAAAGGAUUUUUAGCAACUGAAUGUAGUGUCAAAGUUGACAAACGUAGCAUGUCAGAGGAUGAAUUGGCUCUUCUUGAGUAUGAUAUUGAAGUUGGUAAAUAUGCUGAACAAAUAGUUUGCAAUUACAUUGAUACACUACUUACUACUAUUAACCCUGAAGGUGAUUGUGUGUGGAGCAAACCAGUUAAGCAUCCAUGUAAAAGACUGUUCAGUGAAUUACAAAAUCCUGAACUUUUACAUACUGAUUAUGUAGAUCUGCUCAAUUCUGUCCAAAAACAUGUGUGUAGUACCUUGUAUUGUUUGAAAGAUAAUGGAAGUGGACUGGUGUGCAGAUUCAAGUACCCAUUCGAAAUGCGUUCAAACACUUCUUUGAAAUUUAAGAAAGUCAACACCAGAGAUGGAUCUCUAAAAUUGAGAGCAGAAAUAGAAACUGCCAGAAAUGAUCCCAGGUUGAACAGGCACCAACGUGUACAGCUUCAGGGUUGGAGAGCUAAUUGUGAUGUAAGUGUUGUGAUUGAUUAUCAUUCUUGUUUAGAAUACCUCACCAAAUAUGCCUCAAAACCUGAAAAGCUUUUUGUAGUUGCAAAAGAUGCAUUCACUCAUGUUGCUAAUAGUGUAUCAAAUAGUGAGUUUGAUCCUGUGAAAGUUGUCAAAAAACUUAUGAUGCGAGCCGUUGGCUUGCGUGACAUGAGUAUCCAAGAAGUGUGCCACCAAAUAUUGAAGCUCAAGUUGCAUAGUUCAUCAUUUGAAGUAAUUACAAUUUCUCUUGAUGGAUCGAGGAAGGUUGAAUCAGUAGAUGGAGAGCUGAUAACUCGGUGGUCCUUAUCAGAUAUAUAUGCUAACCGGCAUGAUUUUACCUCUGAUGUAAGAGUGAUCAACUCUAAUUUUAUCAAUUUCCAUUCUCAUUAUUUUUUGAAAGAUGGUCAAAUAAAAAAACGGCGGAAAAUGGUCAUUGUGAGAACUAUUCCAACUUACUCUUCAUACCGAAAGGGUGUUAACUAUGGUAGUUAUUGUAAGUUUAAUCUGAUCAAGUAUAAACCAUGGUCUCGUACCAUAGCUUCACUGUGGAAUAACAAUGAAGAGUGUGAUGAAACAUUCAUAGGAACAUGGGGUGCCUUUUUACAGUCAGAAAUAGCUACAGACUUGGUUCCCCAUUUUGCUUUUGAAUUAGAAAAUUUACAGAGCUCAACAAUAUAUGAAAAAGAAAGUGACGCUUCUGAUGAUGAAAAUAAUACAAAUUUGUCCAAUCAGGAUGAGAAGGAGGAAUGGAUGUUUCUCUCUGAGCUUCUCAUCAACAAUCCCAAUGACUCGGAUGAAAAUGACAGACUGGAAGAUGUGCAAUACUGGAAUCAACAGAGAAGUCAAUUUACUGAACAGGAAAUCAGCAAUAUGCCAGCCUGGAUCAGUGCCCAGAGAAGCAUUCAUCUCAACGAUGAUGUUUUAUCAGUUCCUUCUGAUGAAUCGGAAAAUAUUGAGAAGUUGAAUUUACAGCAGCGUAAAGCAUUUGACUUGGUUAUUCAUCAUUCUGAAUCUGAUACUUGUGAGCAGCUUUUACUUUUGGUCAUUGGUAAAGCAGGUAGUGGUAAGAGUUUCUUGAUUGACAGAUUGCGCUAUGCUCUAAAUGCGAGCUGUUACAUUUCAGCAUUGUUCGGUAUUGCUGCUUACAAUGUAAGCGGUAAAACACUACACUAUUUACUUAAGUUGCCUGGGAGAGGGAAGCGUAACCAUGAUCUUCAAGGUGCCAGCUUAUCACAGAUACAAAAUACAUUUUGUAAUAAAAAGUAUCUGAUCAUAGAUGAGUAUUCUGUUAUCAGUCAACGAGAUUUAUCUUGGGUCAAUAGAAGGUGUAAGCAAGCCACAGGUAUAACUGAGAAAGCAUUUGGUGGCAUAAACAUUAUUUUAGUUGGUGACUUGGGUCAGCUACCUCCUGUCAAUGGUAAGGUUCUUUACCAUCAUAAACCUUCUACAGAACAUGACUCAGAAGGACUUUUUUUAUACAACAUGUUUCAAACAGUGAUAGAGCUAACUAUCAAUCAACGAGUUUCUGGAAACAAUCAGGACUGUGUUGAAUUCAAAAAUUUGCUCUCCAAUAUCAGAGAUGGUAAACCAACACUUCACGAUUGGAACACUUUACUAACUCGCACUCCUAGAAUUUGUAAUAAUAUUGAUUCUUUCUCUGAAGCCUUGAGAUUAUCUUAUGGUAACAGAGAAGUUGCAGAGAAUAAUUUUACGUCAUUAAAAUCUCUUCAAAAACCAAUUGCCAAAAUAAAAGCAAUCCAUAGCAAAGCUUCUGCUGCUAAAUUUUCUGCUGAUGAUAUGGGUGGUCUGUCACCAUGUACUUAUUUAGCUGUAGGUGCCAGAGUGAUGCUCACAAAGAAUCUUUGGACAGAAGUGGGUUUGUGCAAUGGUUCUUUAGGAACCAUUCAUAACAUCGUGUAUGAAUCUGCUUACGAACUCUUUCCAGUAGCAAUUCUUGUUCAAUUUGACACUUAUUCUGGUCCAUGUUUUAAUAACGACAAUGUUGUGCCAAUUGCACCCUGCUCAAGCACUUCUGAAUCAUAUGGGUCAAACUUUGAAAGGACAAAAUUUCCUUUAAAAUUAGCUUGGGCCAUUACAAUUCACAAAUCACAAGGUCUUACUCUACCAAAGGUGUGGAUUGACCUUGGCAGCAGUGAAAAAUCACCAGGAUUGACUUAUGUUGCAUUGUCGAGAGUCCGAAAAUUGCAAGAUCUUAUAGUUGAACCAAUGAGUUAUGAACGUCUUACAUCCAUAAGCAAAAGUGCAAAUUUUCAAUACCGUAUUUCAGAAGAGCAUAGACUGCAUGAUAUAGCUAUAUAA
Messenger RNA from Hydractinia symbiolongicarpus, 3684 nucleotides. RefSeq lists its product as uncharacterized. Gene Ontology annotation, molecular function: DNA helicase activity. The transcript is spliced from 2 exons. Gene Ontology annotation, biological process: DNA repair; telomere maintenance. The record is from RefSeq and is a predicted model, not a curated record. Bases 1 to 3684 code for a protein of 1227 amino acids. NCBI's taxonomy places the organism in Eukaryota, Metazoa, Cnidaria, Hydrozoa, Anthoathecata, Hydractiniidae.